ACAAGUCUCUCUUCCAUCAUCACCCCUUCUCUUCUCCCUCCCACACCUUCUCUCUACCUCUCUCCAAGGGACACAAAUGCUACUAACACACCGGCAGGUUAGCAAGCAGACUGUCAGCAAGCGAGAAGGACACGAGAGGGGAAACGGUUAUUUUCAACUCCAGAUAUUAUCCAUCUGAAAUAACGGAAACUGCACAACACGGUAUGUGAAUAAUACCCCCUCAACCUCUACCGGCCAGCGCUUCAGACACCAGCUGACAGACAAGCAAACUGACUGAGAAACUAAGAAAGAGCUGACAAGCAAACUGACUGACUGAUGAAAACAAAGUUUGAAAGACACAGAAACUAAGAAAGAGCUGACAAGCAACCUGACUCCAUUAUAGACUAGAGAAAGAAACACACAACAGAUGUCCUGACUGGCUCAUAACCAUCAGACAGACGGCCGGUUGUACUGUGGAACACAUAAACACUCUGAAGAUCGUCCGGGGCCCAGAGAAUAAAUGGCUGACAAGCAGAUCAGUUUGCCUGCCAAAUUGAUAAAUGGUGGGAUCGCAGGGCUGAUUGGUGUGAGCUGUGUGUUUCCUAUUGACCUGGCCAAGACCCGCCUGCAGAACCAGCAAAAUGGAUCACGCCUGUACACCAGCAUGUCUGACUGCCUUAUCAAGACUAUCCGCUCAGAGGGAUACUUCGGGAUGUACAGAGGGUCUGCGGUGAACCUAACCCUGGUCACUCCAGAGAAAGCCAUCAAGCUAGCAGCAAAUGACUUCUUCAGACAAUACCUCUCCAAGGAUGGUCAGAAGCUCACCUUGGUCAAAGAGAUGCUGGCGGGGUGUGGGGCAGGUACAUGUCAGGUUAUCGUCACAACUCCUAUGGAGAUGUUGAAGAUUCAGCUUCAAGAUGCUGGGAGAAUUGAGGCCCAGAGGAAGCUGAUGCCAGAGACAGUAGUACCGGGGGCCGUCCCGACCAAGUCCCCCACCGCCAUGCAGCUGACCAGGGAACUACUGAAAGAGAAGGGCAUCGCUGGGCUGUACAAGGGUCUGGGGGCCACACUGCUCAGGGAUGUUCCGUUCUCCAUCAUCUACUUCCCUCUGUUUGCCAACCUGAACACCCUGGGGAAGAGAGGAGCGGAGGGCCCCGCCCCGUUCUAUGUGUCCUUCCUGGCAGGCUGUCUGGCUGGCAGCACUGCCGCUGUGGCUGUCAACCCUGUAGAUGUGAUAAAGACCAGAAUCCAGUCCAUGAACAGAGGGAGUACAGAGGAAACUUACAGCGGGGUGACUGACUGUAUCAGUAAAAUCAUGAAGAACGAGGGUCCCUCAGCGUUCCUGAAGGGGGCGUACUGCCGUGCCCUGGUCAUCGCGCCCUUAUUUGGUAUCGCCCAGGUGGUCUACUUCUUCGGCGCGGGAGAAUACAUCCUCAGCUUCCUGCCUGGCAACUAAGUGACAAGAACAUCAACCAAUCAGAUCUCUGCCUUUCCCUCCUCCCUUACAACAUCACUAACUACAUCAUGCACCGACCGCACACCGAUAGGAUCCAGCAUCCUAUAGGAUCCAGUCACUGAUAGGAUCCAGCCACCGGUAGGAUCCAGCCACUGAUAGGAUCCAGCAACCUAUAGGAUCCAGUCACUGGUAGGAUCUAGCCACCGGUAGGAUCCAGUCACUGGUAGGAUCCAGCCACCGGUAGGAUCCAGUCACUGGUAGGAUCCAGCCACUGGUAGGAUCCAGCCACUGGUAGGAUCCAGCCACCGGUAGGAUCCAGCCACUGGUAGGAUCCAGCCACCGGUAGGAUCCAGUCACUGGUAGGAUCCAGCCACUGGUAGGAUCCAGUCACCGGUAGGAUCCAGCCACCGGUAGGAUCCAGUCACUGGUAGGAUCCAGCAACCUAUAGGAUCCAGUCACCGGUAGGAUCCAGCCACCGGUAGGAUCCAGUCACUGGUAGGAUCCAGCAACCUAUAGGAUCCAGCCACCGGUAGGAUCCAGCCACCGGUAGGAUCCAGCCUCCGGUAGGAUCCAGCCACUGGUAGGAUCCAGUAAUAGCGCUCAACUAUGAACGUCAACCUCCGCUCUCCCCAGGAUGAAUUCAGCGGGCCACAACACUGUGGAACGUUCAGAUAGAAAUAUGUUGUGAAGAGCAAACAUGCCGUCUCUGACAUGUAGCCUAGCCUACAGUAAGGAAUCAUGUCAGCUCUAUUUAUGACAUUUCUAUCUGCAACUUUCCACAAUGUUUACCUGCUGAAUGUGACCCAACUCUCUGCCUCUCUUCAAUUACAUCGAUGUGACCCAACUCUCUGCCUCUCUUCAAUUACAUCGAUGUGACCCAACUCUCUGUCUCUCUUCAAUUACAUCGAUGUGACCCAACUCCCUGCCUCUCUUCAAUUACAUCGAUGUGACCCAACUCUCUGCCUCUCUUCAAUUACAUCGAUGUGACCCAACUCUCUGCCUCUCUUCAAUUACAUCGAUGUGACCCGACUCCCUGCCUCUCUUCAAUUACAUCGAUGUGACCCAACUCUCUGCCUCUCUUCAAUUAACAUCGAUGUGACCCAACUCCCUGUCUCUCUUCAAUUAACAUCGAUGUGACCCAACUCCCUGCCUCUCUUCAAUUAACAUCGAUGUGACCCAACUCUCUGCCUCUUUCCCUCACAACUACAUCAAUAGGAUCCAGGAGAUCACCUGUCAUCAUGAAAUAAGGUUUUGAUCACUACCACCAAUUUGGGAUUUAUUUAUUUUACCCUCUAGAGGUGAACAAGUUCCUGUUUGCCUCGUUCAGUGUCCCUGUUGUGUUGAAUGUCAUGUUAUGGUUGUGAGCACACUAAUAGGAACACUAGGAUGUUGAUUGCCAAGCUGCUUAUGGUGGCAACACAAGAUUCCAGUGGAAUUGAAGCCACAAAUAUCAUGUUCUCAAAUGAUGAUCUUGUUUUUGAUUUGAAAUGUUUUCGUUUUAAAAUGUGAGCGUGAUUGGUGGUUACAGGGUAACCCUUUUGUCUGCAUAGGGUGCUGCAGUUUUACAAGCAGCUAUAUAUCGGUAGUUAGUUAUCUCUGUCAGUGCAGCCGUAGCAGCAGAAUGGUCAUGAUGACAACUAUCAAUCACAUUUAACAUCAACAACAUAUCUUGUAAUAAUAUAAGUAGUCAAAAAAUAGCUGAUCCUAAUGAAGAAGCAAAAAAGGCUGGAAUAAGUUCUCAAGAAGACACAGGACCAGUUAGACAGAUUACCGAGCAAUGCUUUUUAACCCUUUACACUCGUGGGAAUUAGUCUACAUGGAUAGGGCUACAUGGAAAUGUUUCUUACUGAAUAAAUAUGAAAAGCAGAUGCAUAAUCAUGGUGGCAAUUAAAAGGGAACAGUUUGGAGAUUAUGGGACCAUUACUAGUCUGUCACGAUCGUUUACGGAUGAGACGGACCA
Messenger RNA from Coregonus clupeaformis (lake whitefish), 3395 nucleotides. Its product is annotated as mitochondrial glutamate carrier 1-like. NCBI's taxonomy places the organism in Eukaryota, Metazoa, Chordata, Actinopteri, Salmoniformes, Salmonidae. Gene Ontology annotation, molecular function: L-aspartate transmembrane transporter activity; L-glutamate transmembrane transporter activity. Gene Ontology annotation, biological process: L-glutamate transmembrane transport; aspartate transmembrane transport; malate-aspartate shuttle. The record is from RefSeq and is a predicted model, not a curated record. The transcript has 11 exons. The coding region runs from base 500 to 1435 and encodes 311 amino acids.